AGUGAUCGCAAGAAUCAAGUUCUCUGGGGGAAGUUCCAAACUGUAGGGGAACAGUUGCAAGUAUUCAAUCCUGCCCUUAUUUUCACGCCUCGUCUUCAUGCAACAAUGUUAGAGUAUUGUCUUUUCGGCCAUCCAUGAAUUCAAAUCAUGGCGGGUAUUUUAGGAAAGAUUCCUUGCUGCAAUGAACAUGGUAAACCAUGCUUUAUCAAAACUGGCACUAAAGAUGGCCCAAUGAAGGGUAAAACAUUCUUCAUUUGCAGCAACCAAAGUGGCCAAUGCACUUUUGUAGAGCCAGCAAGUGGUAUUCCAGUCACCAAUUGUCCCCAUCACAAUAAGAUAAGUGACUUGCAAGCACUUUGUAAGAAACAGGAUGGAAUGAGAUGCUAUUUUCGAUGCACAGAAGGAAGAAAAAUGCAAUUAGGCUGGUGUGGUUUUACAAAAAUAUCACCCGUUGCUGAUCGCAAAAAAACUCACAGUGGUGUCGCAAAAUUAUCUGAACGGAAUCCUCUAGAAAACAGUAAAGUUCUUUCAGUACAGCCUACCGUUUCAAUAAGCAAACAUACAAACAAACCGAUGGUAGCUAUAUCUGGCAAAGAGAAUGACGAACCAUUUACGUUCAAAGAUGCCUCAGAAUCGAAUGAUCAGAAUCACCUUGGAAGUAUUUCGUCAGGAACUAGGGAAGAUACAAUGAAGGACCUUAAUCAGGCAGAAAUUUCUCGCUCUUGCGUUGAUGUCAAGCAAGGGAAAGAACAUAACCAAGUCACAUCAGUCCUAGGUAAUAUAGGGAAGGUUUCAGAAAGACAGACUCUUGUUUCGGGACAAUGGACAGGAUUUUGCAACAGACAGCCCAACGAUAUUAAUGCUGCAAGUUCAAACGUGCCAGCUGUAAGCUCUAAAACAGAAAACCAACGAAAGGCUUCAUCCGAUGUCAUAAUUCUUGACGAUUCUUAUGAAGAUCAGGAUGAAAGUGGGGACAUGUCUGGGGCUAAUGACACUGCUGAGCAGAUAAAUCAUCAGCAAAAGCUUCCUAUUCAGGCUACCACAAAUUGUGACAAGAUUUGUCGCGUACCCGACUGCUGUAAGUUCGCUGAUGAAAGAAGUCGUCUUCUAAGCAAGCAAUCCUCUCUGCAAAUGCAAAUCCAAAUGAAAAAGAAACUGAUGCAGACGGUAAAUAUGCGGGCCCUGCCAGACGGCGGUCAGCGGAUUUUUGAUCAAAUUAGAGAUCUUGAGAGAAAGCUGAAGGAAGCAAAACAAAUGUGUGAUGAAUUACCUAGUGAUCAUUCUUGUGAUACUGACAAAAAUGACGCUGUAGUGGAUAUUUUGCACGCUGGCAAAGACGGUUGUCCAGUGAAUGCCCAGCUAGAUUCGGAACUCUUUUUCGUGUCCAGCAAAGGUCCAGGUUCUGUUGGCGACCAUUUUCAAACUCAAAGGCUUUAUGAUGGCAAAAUGACACAAAGUAAACUCAAGGAGGUUGGAAAGAUCACAAAAGAUGCAAUAGAAACACUGCACAGCUCUUUAGAAACAUGUCCAUCCGCAACAACUGAGCAUGAUGAUCCAAAUGGUUUGCUAGUGACGUUGCUGCCUCAUCAGAGACAGGCUCUUGCUUGGCUGCUGUGGAGAGAGAAGCAAACACCGUCAGGUGGUAUUCUUGGUAAGUCAUCUUUGACACAGUUUUUAUAGAAGUACUUUUGCCGUUGUUGAAUCUAGAAAGAAAGGGAUGUUUUAACAAACUCAGGGAAGCCUCUACGCUUGCAAAAAUUUUGCAGCCUGAUAAAAUUGCACGUUAAUGAAGAUACACAUAUACACAAGAUACACAAGAUUUUUUCGUACUUUCACUGGCAUUCUACCUGGUGUAUUUUAGAAUUUCUCUCAGGUAGAUUAUUAGUAGGAAUAUUAAUGUUGAAAUGUUAGUAGGAAUUUAUCCACAUUUGAGCAGGCUCUGAAACCGGCUCUUUUGCUUUGGUAAGACAAAGGUAUCAAUGAAUACCAUCGGGAGUAAGAUUACAAGCCACAGUCACUCAUGUUUCUUGGCAGUUUUUUUACAAAGACUUCUUGCUGAAAGGUAUGAAAAAUUCAUGGUUUUAGCAGCUAUUUUGUUUCAGUCAACUCUGUGUCAUUGGAACUCGUGUAAUUUGAACUCAAAGUCUCUUAAAAAUCCUCCUACAAAAACAACAUCCUGGCAAUAAACCUGAAUUCGAACUUUUCGUAACUGGACCAUGAGAAGAACAAUAAUUUGAAUUUAUGAUAAGGUUAUACGAAGAAAAUGUAAAUUGUAUGAACAACGUUUCAGUAUAGCCUAUUAUCAAACUAGUGAUAUAAGCAUUCUGUUAAUUUUUCCUAUAGCUGAUGUUAUUGUAACUUUUAGCUGUUAUUAA
Molecule: messenger RNA, 2375 nt
Organism: Rhopilema esculentum
Lineage: Eukaryota; Metazoa; Cnidaria; Scyphozoa; Rhizostomeae; Rhizostomatidae
Source: RefSeq, a predicted model, not a curated record